Molecule: messenger RNA, 3219 nt
Organism: Argentina anserina (silverweed cinquefoil)
Lineage: Eukaryota; Viridiplantae; Streptophyta; Magnoliopsida; Rosales; Rosaceae
Exons: 3
Coding region: 1021-2763 (580 amino acids)
Source: RefSeq, a predicted model, not a curated record
AGUUUAUGCCAGAAAGCCAUUUGAAAUUCGUUUUCCGUACAGUGCGAGAAUUCCAAAACUAUGGAGUCAUUGGAUGAGUGGCCCUUCGGUAACAAUCCCGCUAUCUGACAGUAACAGUUUGUAUAUGGGAUUUGCUUUGUUUGUUGUUUUUGAAGUCCUUGAGAAAGGCGAUUUCAAUAAGACAUGGGAACUGGUGGAAAUUAUCUGUGAAUUUGACACUGAUAUUGGUCAUGAAAAUUAUAAUUGCCUAGUUUUCCAAAACUUCAUAGGGUUCAAGGCCGGAUCAUAUGCACUUUGUCACUAUGAACCACGAGAGGGGAAAUGUGGUGGGAUUUUUGAUAAGCUAAGCACACAACUUCAAGCUACAUUUUCAACAAAGAGACCGAAUUUAAAAGUGAGAGGUUGUGGGAUACUUCUCAUAUCAGAGGAAGGCGCUGCAGAGUUUUUAGAAGGAAUUGGAAAUCAGAUUGCCAUGCAACACCUCGAUUCCAAUUUUGAUCAUCAUUGCAAGUACAUAUUGAAUGAGACAAUGACUGGUGAAUUGAUGGAACUAGGCUCUCCUUCAACGUUCAAUGAAGUUAGCUCGAGCAGACACAACCUUAACAUCCAACCCAGAGAAGAGUUGUUGAUACUCUAUGAGGGAGGCAAUGCACGUGAGAAUUGUUUCUAUCUUGGUUUUCCUGCUCCAGUAAUUUCAUUUCCUGGCCAUGCAGGGGAUGUAACGAUUUGUCAACUUACUGGAAACUUGCUUGAUGAUCAGACAUGGGUGGGACUGGAACUAUAUGUGAUGUUAACUCGGCAUGCUUCUGCUUCAAAUGAUGGUGCUAAAAGUACCCGUUUCAUGUUGAUUUGUGUGGUCAUGAUCAUGCAAGUAUAGUAUUGAAAGGAUCCCUCAAGUUAGACAGUUUUCUUGGGACAUCAGAUCAACUUGUUGUAAUACAUCUACCACGUGUAUGUUUUCAACAAAGGUUGAAUCAAUGUCGGGGUAUUAGUGCAUUGUUUAGAUCUAUUGACCAGGAAAUGGAGGUUCAAGUAUGUGGGAGCCGUUUACUCUUUGAGCGAGAUUUGCCAGACUUGAUUCAUUCAUUGGCUGCUGCUGCAGGCACAUUAGGGGAAAAGCAUGUCGUCGCUCAACCUUGUUCCGGGGCUCAUAUACGUGUCGUUGAAGAUCCUAUUAAUGAAGCUCAAGUUGUCGAUCGGUGUGAAAUAAAAAAAACAACAGAGAACAAGAAGGGAAUUGCCAAAAGUUCUGACAAUAGAGUGGAGGGAUCAAUACAAGUACUACCAGAACAAGCUUCUACUUCAUCAGUAAAGCGGCUACAGAAUUACAAAGGCUAUUUCCAGCAAAAUCAAGGUUCUAUUGAGUUCAACAUAUUAUUCCACUCCAGAGGCUGUCUUUUUGAAAACAGGGAUAACCAGGAGUAUGCUGCCGAAGAAGAUACAACGUCGUUGUUGAAUCAUUUAUGUGUAAUGGUUGAGACUCUAGUGUAUGGAACCUAUACUUCACUAGAGUGGAGAAGAUGUCUGGAGUUGUUGCUUCAGCAUUCCAAGACAGCCAGUAUCAGUAACAGACGAUAUGCACUUCCUGCUUUGAAGCAUUUCAAUCCUUCUUCCACAUACAAUAUUUGUCUCUCUCAUGAACUUCCACUGUUUUUCAUCAGUGGACGUUAUUCUAAUGGUUCCAGGGUAGAAAUGAGUUUACCUCCGAAGUUAUGUGAUGAUAACAAUUGGAGAGGACUUGUUAUAUGUGCUAAAUUCACAGUUAAUGACAGGGUGCCACUUCCCUCCGUGGUGAAACUUCUGUGUCACUUGAGAUCGAAGGAUUAUUGCUUGAACCCUAUUCCAAUGUGUUCCAUCACUAAAGUAAAAUUAUUGGAGCAUUUGUAUCGUGGUGGAUUCGUGUGGGUAACCUACAUACCCCGUGUUUUUCUGUUGGAGUUCAAUGCGAUUAGUGAUGUGGUGGCCAGAAUGUAUAGUAAUUGCCCGAUCUUGAAAGCGGGUUCGUGUGGUAUCCAUCUUUUGCACCGACAAGAGGAGGAGAGCUUCAGGAAAGUAAUAACUGGAUGCUGUACCUCUUUUUUUGAUGAUUUACCUCGCAUUCGGGAUAUUGCUGUACCAGAAACGUUGCAAAUUGGACGUAAAUGGAAAGGUGGCAAUUUUCCAAUGCUUGAAGGACAGAUCAAGGAAUUUGAUCGGGACUCUAUAUAUAAUGCAAUUCCCCGUACUUGUCUGAGUAUCCCGAGCUGGUUUGGGUGUUACACUCCGCUGACCCGGAGACAGGGCUCGUACUUUGAGUGGAUGCGGGAGUGGGAGCUGAAACUCCAGCUACCUGCACCAUCUCUACGCAGUGACAAAAGUUGGAUAGGAUUGGCUCUCUGUGCAUCAUUUUAUAAUUUUUCUCCAGCUCAGAAUUCUGCCUCUUACCUCUUUGGCUGUCGUUUGCGCACCAUUAUCAAUGAUUUGACAUCUAAUAAUGAGUAUCGAAUUCUAAUGACUCCUGAAGAAUUAAAGUGGCAUUCGUUGGCCGCACAUCAUCAUCGAUCUAGAAAAUUCCUUUGGCUGUCCUACAUACCACGAAGCUGGUUUCUGCAUCAGUUAAAUGGUGAGUCUGCCCUCUUUGCUGACCUCUCUGCAUAUGCUGGGAUAAGUGCUGACUGUUGUGAGGCUCGUUACCGUUUUGUGUACGAGCAUGACGUGGAAGAGUUUAAGCAGCACUGUGCCGAUCUCCAUCAAUCAGUGCCUGAAAAUGACACAUUAGAUUGAGCAGUACAUCUUCUUGUAACUUUUAACGCACAUCCAAUUACCUCAUCAAACAGGUUGAAUUUGUGAUGUCGUAGAUUAAAAAUGAAAUCGGCCACCGCAGCAUAAAAAUAUUGUUGCCCAGUCAUGUCCAGAAAAACAUAUUGUUGUCCAGUAAUGUAAGGUUUGCAAAAUUUGAAACAAAUUUAUUGAACAUUUGGUGAUCAAAUCGUUCAUAUGUACUACAAGACGCUGCUUCCUACAAACAUUUAUGAGUCCUCGUACUGAUGAUCAAUCUCAUCAAAAUAUCUCCUCUUGUAUAGUAUUUUUAUUCUUUUGGACUCCCUGUUGAAUAUGGUCCCACUAGACAAAUUAUCAGAGGCGAUAAGAAUAUAAAUAUUCAUAUGGAAGAGGUCAGAUCUUUGUUAUUAUCUGCUGAAAUGGAGAUCGAGUUACAGCGUUCAAUGACAUUAUCAUCUU